Molecule: messenger RNA, 6507 nt
Organism: Melanotaenia boesemani (Boeseman's rainbowfish)
Lineage: Eukaryota; Metazoa; Chordata; Actinopteri; Atheriniformes; Melanotaeniidae
Gene: sbno1
Product: strawberry notch homolog 1 (Drosophila)
Exons: 33
Coding region: 325-4569 (1414 amino acids)
Biological process (GO): regulation of DNA-templated transcription
Cellular component (GO): nucleus
Molecular function (GO): histone binding; chromatin DNA binding
Source: RefSeq, a predicted model, not a curated record
GUGGUCACGUGAUGUUGUAUUAGCUCGCUGACUCUGCUAUGUUUCUCGUUUGUGUUAAUUUAUUAGAAAUGCUAAAUAUCUCGCUUAUAUCGGUUUAUUGUCGUCGAAGGGCGAACCGUGGUCGUCCAAAGACCCGCGUUUUACGACGCAGUUCGAGAAGUUUGGCUGCGAAAACAGCCGCGGUCGGCCUGCACGUCACGUGACCAACAUGCGGCGGAGCGUUUGAUAAAAAGAUGGCGUGAGCGCGGAGGAGCCGAGAGGACAACAAGCACCGAACUGCUGAGCGCUGCCGAUCGCGAGCUUCAGCGGCCGUUCCGCUUCCAAAUGGAUCCCGGACAGGAUUUACUCCUUGCUGCUCUAAGCGAGAGUGGAAUUUGCCCAAGUGAUAUUGGUCUGGUGGAUGUUGAUUCUCAGGAUAUUACGCAGCCCUUAACCAUCCAGCAGCCUAUUUCCAUUAGUGCCCUGGAUGUCGGUGUGGGAGCAGAGUCGGUGGAGGUUGUUCGUCCUGAGCCUCCAGCUGCAGUUCCCAUUGUUACAAUCAGGCACAAACCUCAGCCGUCAACCACCACGUUUGUCUUAAAUCAACUGAAUCAGUUGCCGUCGCUUGGAGCUGCUGUUACCAAACAGUCAGUUACCAACCCAAUCAAGCAUACCAUAACUGUCACCAAGGUGGUCCAUGUGGCUAAUUCAGCACUGCGGGAUUCAUCCACCCCCUCAUCUGCAAGUGCUCCUCCUUCAGUAUCCAUAGUAGUGCCUUCUAACAAAGAUCAGCAGAUCCAGUUGAAAGACCUCCUUCGGACUAGUAAUGUGAAGACCACAGGCAUAAAGGGCAACAGCCUGAUGGAGCUCAUGAAGCUGAAGCCUCCACCUGAUAUUGCUCCACCUGUGGCAACUGCAGCAUCCACAGGUCCAGGUGAAAUGAAUAAUGGAAUCAAAAAGGAAGUGUUGGGUAAAGAUGCUGCCAGGAUCUGGAUUAAAGACGACCUAAAAAUACAAAACUUUACACAUUCUCAGAAACCCCCAGGGAUGAAAGAGGAGGAUGAGCCUGAGGAGGAAGAGGAAGAAGAGCUGGGUCAUGCAGAGACCUAUGCUGAGUACAUGCCAAUGAAAUUAAAAGUCGGCCUGAGACAUCCUGAUCCAGUCGUGGAAACCAGCUCUCUGUCCAGUGUGAACCCUCCAGAUGUGUGGUACAGACUGUCCAUCCCAGAGGAAGUUAUCGAUCGUGGCUGCUUGUCUGCGUUGCAGCUGGAAGCCAUCACAUAUGCAGCUCAGCAACAUGAGACUUUCCUUCCUAGCGGCGACCGAGCCGCCUACUUGAUUGGUGACGGUGCUGGUGUGGGAAAAGGCAGGACCAUUGCAGGAAUCAUAUAUGAGAAUUAUCUUUUGGGAAGAAAGAGGUCACUUUGGUUUAGUGUCUCAAAUGAUUUAAAGUAUGAUGCUGAAAGAGAUUUGAGGGAUAUCGGUGCCAAGAACAUCCAGGUUCAUUCACUGAACAAGUUCAAAUAUGGCAAAAUCUCCUCAAAACACAACGGGAGUGUGAAGAAAGGCGUCAUCUUCGCCACCUACUCGUCCCUGAUUGGAGAAAGCCAGUCAGGAGGGAAAUAUAAGACCAGGUUUCAACAGCUUCUCCACUGGUGCGGGGAGGACUUUGAUGGAGCCAUUGUCUAUGACGAGUGUCACAAAGCCAAAAAUGUGUGUCCCAUUGGAUCCUCCAAACCAACAAAAACUGGGCUGGCCGUGUUGGAGCUGCAGAACAAACUCCCCAAAGCUCGAGUUGUGUAUGCAAGCGCUACAGGUGCUUCUGAACCACGAAACAUGGCUUAUAUGAACCGGUUGGGCAUCUGGGGCCAUAAAACACCUUUCAGAGAAUUUGGCAACUUUAUCCAAGCUGUGGAGCGCAGAGGCGUUGGAGCCAUGGAGAUAGUUGCUAUGGACAUGAAGCUGAGAGGCAUGUAUAUCGCAAGACAGCUGAGCUUUACAGGUGUGACGUUUAAAAUAGAGGAGGUUCCUCUGACUCAGCAGUACAUCAACAUGUACAACAAGUCUGUGAGGCUGUGGGUGAGUGCUCGUGAGAAGUUUCAGCAGGCUGCAAACCUCAUGGAUGCAGAGCAACGCAUGAAGAAGUCCAUGUGGGGUCAGUUCUGGUCGGCCCACCAGAGGUUCUUUAAAUAUCUCUGCAUUGCGUCCAAAGUCCGCCGAGUGGUACAGCUGGCCAGAGAGGAUGUCCAGAAUGGAAAGUGUGUGGUGAUCGGUCUUCAGUCCACUGGUGAAGCACGAACGCUGGAGGCUUUGGAGGAAGGAGGAGGAGAACUCAAUGACUUUGUGUCAACAGCAAAAGGUGUGCUGCAGUCUCUGAUCGAGAAGCACUUUCCAGCUCCAGACAGGCAGAAGCUUUACAGCCUGCUUGGUAUCGACCUCUCGGCAAAGAAGACACCCUCCCCCAGUGACGCUGCAGCCGAGCCUGAGCCAAAGGGAAAGAAAAGAAAAGGUUCAGAGCUCAAAAAACAGAAGAAGAAACGUCGCAAGCACGGUGGUCUGUCAGGGACGAGUUCAGAGGAGAGUGAGUCCGAGGAAUCGGACAGGGAAUCUGGUAAAGACAGCGACGACAGCUUCAAAUCUGUCAGCUCAGGGGAUGAAGACGAUGAUUUUAACCCCUUCAGAGAUGAGUCUGAUGAUGACGAGGAAGAUGAUCCGUGGCUUAUCAGGAAGGAGCCAAAGAAAAGGAAAGAAAAGAAGAAGAAAAAAAGGAGGAGGAGUAUCGAUCCAGACUCCAUCCAGAGUGCCUUGUUAGCCUCCGGGCUGGGCUCCACCAGGCCUGCUUUCACUGCCUCGGUUAACCCUCCCAGCAUGCCUGGUGCAGUCAAGGCAGAGAGUCAGGGUGGCUUUCAGACAAGUCAGGACGCAGUGGAAGUCGCCCAGAAAAUGAAGAGAGACCUGCUGGAACAACUGGAGGAGCUGGCUGAGCAUCUACCCCCCAACACUCUGGAUGAGCUCAUAGAUGAACUGGGAGGGCCUGAAAAUGUUGCUGAGAUGACAGGCCGUAAAGGCCGAGUGGUCAGCAACGACGACGGCAGCAUCACCUACGAAUCUCGCUCUGAGCUGGACGUCCCGGUGGAGAUCCUCAAUCUCACAGAAAAGCAGAGGUUCAUGGAUGGAGAGAAGAACAUCGCCAUCAUCUCUGAAGCCGCCAGCUCGGGUAUUUCCCUGCAGGCCGAUCGGCGGGUUAAGAACCAGCGGCGGAGAGUCCACAUGACGCUGGAGCUGCCGUGGAGCGCAGACAGAGCCAUACAGCAGUUCGGGAGAACCCACAGGUCAAACCAGGUCACAGCUCCGGAGUACGUCUUCCUCAUAUCGGAGCUCGCAGGAGAACAGAGGUUUGCGUCCAUUGUCGCCAAAAGGCUCGAAAGCCUGGGUGCUCUCACUCAUGGGGACCGGAGGGCGACGGAAACUCGAGAUCUCAGCAGGUUCAACUUUGACAACAAAUACGGCAGAAAUGCUCUGGAAAUCGUGAUGAAGUCCAUCGUAAAGCUCGAUUGUCCCUUAGUGUCUCCACCCUCCGACUUUAAAGGAGAUUUCUUCAAAGAAAUUCAGAGUGGGUUGAUAGGCGUGGGCCUCAUAAAUGUGGAGGACAGAUCUGGCCUACUUACCCUGGACAAAGACUACAACAACAUUGGGAAGUUCCUGAACCGUAUUUUGGGCAUGGAGGUCCAGCAGCAGAACGCUUUGUUCCAGUACUUUUCUGACACUCUGGCAGCUGUAAUUCAGGAAGCCAAGAAGAAUGGCAGAUAUGACAUGGGUAUUCUGGAUCUUGGCUCUGGUGAUGAGAAGGUGAAGAAGGUUGAUUGCAGGAAGUUUUUAACACCAGGCUACACCACAGCGGGUCACGUAGAGCUCCACACUGUCGGGGUGGAGAGGGGCAUGUCCUGGGAAGAGGCCACGCAUGUGUGGGCAGAUCAAAAUGGACCAGACGAUGGUUUCUAUGUGCAGAUGAGGAAUAACAAGAAAACGGCCAUACUAAUUAAAGAAGUGAACAACAAGAAGAGGCAGUUCCUGGUGUACAGGCCGAACACCGGCAGACAAGUCAAACUGGAGACGUACACAGACAUCAAGAAGAAGUUUAAAAAGGUCUUGUCGGAAGACGCCAAGCAGUACUGGACCGAUCAGUACAUGCUGUCAGCAAAAAUAUGCUCUCAUGCAUUCUGGCGGGGCAAUUGUAAGAAAGCCUCGGUGGGUCUUCAGUGUGAAGUUGGUCUUCGGUGUCGGACGUACUACGUUCUGUGUGGCUCGGUGCUCAGCGUGUGGAACGAGCUGGAAGACGUUCUGACGCCAGUCAGUGGAACCAAUGUGAAGGUCCAGAUUGUCCGCCUCAGGACAGAAGAUGGUCAGAGGAUAGUUGGGCUGAUCAUUCCAGCGAACUGCGUGUCUCCACUGAUUAACAAACUCUCCACAUCGGACCAGUGCCAGCAGCUGGCUGUGCAGGAGCAGCAGAAGAGGCAGCAGCUCCACCCGCAGAGUCUCAGUCACACACCCAACACACAGCCCGGCGUCUUCAGCCCCAUCUCCACCUGACGAGCCCACGUCCCACUCUGAAGGGAUCCGGCUCCAUCAACGUCUCUUUGCACUGAAAGAUGGCGGCUUCUCGUCCCUGCUGUCGCCCCAGAGGGUCAGAGGCGUGGUACCAAGCUGUUGGAUUUAAACGGUGGUUGUACAGAGACUUUUUUUUUUUUUUUUUAAUCUCCAGAUGCUCUUCACCUAGAGAUCUGGCAGGUGAUGUACCUGUCCUCUGACAUUCAGAGUGAGGUUUGUAGUAUGUGAUGGAUACACUGUUUAUACCCAGAAGGCAUGCUGAUCUGAGGUUUCCACUCGCCGCCCGCAACUUAAGCCAUUUCAUCCAAGUCUCUGGGUCCAGGCUGAAGAUGGAUGGAUUAAAACCACUGUCAGAGUUUGAGGGCUCUUCCAGACAAGCGUUUAAUUCUCAGCUACAAUCUCAUGUGGAUUAGUGACGACUCAGACAUCAUCUAGCAUCACUGCACUGAAAGAAUCAGAAAAAAUAAAGACAUAGUUUAAUAGAAGACGUUCACCAACAAAGACCAACAUGUCAUCAUCAGGAUCCGUCUGAAUCAGACCAGUCUUCAUCUUUUUCUUCACGUGUCUCAAGCUCAUCAAAGUUUCUUGCUUCAGUUUCAGACUUGUUCCUCUGUCUGUAAUAUACGAACAUCCAGGACUUUGUCAAACGUGCCUUGUGUCAGUACAUGAAAGUGCUGCGUUCAGGCACCUGUACAGAGCACUAACCAGGAGAAAUCUAUUUACCGUCAGCUGAUUUCUGUUUAUACUGCAUGAACUUAGUGUGUCACUCGCAUAAUAUCUCACUAAGAUCAUUUAAGAAUUUUCAGUUGGAGUUCAUGACUCGUCUGUAAGCCUUUCUAAGCAAUGUGAAGACUUUUAAUAACUGGCUGGAGAUGAAGGUGGUCUUCAUCUUGAACUGCUCUGAGAGCCAUGCAGUCAUUUACUGUUGACUGGCCCCAGGAAACAUCACAUUGUUGUAAAUCAGUUAUUAAACGUUGUUCAUUCUAACUUUCCUCCUUCGGUCUAUUACAGUCUGUGUGAUUUUGAGUUUGUGUCGAGUCUGCAGACGUUGCUGAUAUUUGAAGCUGACGAAGUGGUCAGAUGAAUCAGCCGAGCUGCUGCCAGCUGCACGCUUUACUUAAGUUUUUAUUUUAUUUACGUUUAGUUUUUUAAUAAUCUGCUCAGGGGUUAAACCCAAAACAAAGAAGCAUAUCUGAAAGCAUGACCAGAACUCUUCUCCUGCAUCUGCUCAGUCUUGUUUCUCCAUGUUUAGCUGGAUUUACCGCUUCUGUCUUCAAGGUUCACACUCAUCUAAUUCCUCUUCUUUCUUGAGCCAAGUGUAAUUAAAACCUGCUUCUGUGGCGUAGCGCGCCUCUUUGGCUUCCUCAGUCCUGUACUGCAUUUUAUUAAAGCUGCACUGAAGGAGAGAGACCAAAGUCUGGGUACUGGAGCUGUCCUGAUGUCUGAGACUUAAACCAGGAAGUGUUUUUGGAAGGCGUCCUAACCCCGUAUCUGUGGAGUCGUUGCCGUUUGGUGUGUCCUCCUCUGUGCUCGACUGAUGAUGCAUUUAAACUUUGUAUUAUUUGUACAGUUUGACCGUCUCCACGCAGCACAUCCCAGCGGGCGGAGAGUCCCCGAGAUGCAUUUCUCCUGAGUUAGAAGUGUUGUAACUUGAAUGUGCACCUUGUAAAAUAUCCAUAUUCUCUUGUUUUUGUCUUUUGGGUUGUUGCGUACACAGGCUGAGUGAUUUACGUUUUUUAAUGCUGUUUAAAGAACAAAAGUCUCGGCUGAUCAGCUCUUCUGACAUGAAACACUUGAAGGACUUUUUUCUUUUUGUUUUCAGUUCUUCGCACGAGUUGCACUACUGACAAGAGUUGUACAAAAAUCCAGUUUUACCUGUACAUGAAUGAGUGCACUGCUCAAUAAAGCUUGGUAAACUUC